CCGCAGAUCGUCGGGGGAAGUGGUGGGCGUUUCUCCGCGGUCGUUAGCUGACUGUUGAUGCUGAGAAGAUUUUUCCGACGUUUCCUGCCAACUCUCCAGAUGUUUCUCCCUACACUCGUAGAGGACAUGCAUCACUUCAAGCCAAGCCGAGAUAGACUGUACACCACCCGGUGCUGUGGAUGUUGCCAUGUUCGGACUGGGACUAUCAUCCUGGGAACAUGGUAUAUGGUGGUCAACCUGUUGAUGGGAAUCCUGCUGACCGUGGCUGUGACACACCCAGAGAACGUACCGACUAUUGACCUACAGUAUGAGGUCAUUGACCAUUACUUUGCUUCCGAUAGGAUGUCCGAAAAUGCCUGUGUUGGAUUUGCCAUCUCUCUGCUGAUGCUCACUAUCAGUGCUAUGAUGGUGUACGGAGCAAUCACUCACCGUGAUGGAUGGCUCAUCCCAUUUUUCUGCUACCAGCUGUUUGACUUUGCUCUGAGCUGCCUGGUGGCCAUCAGUUCUCUCACUUACCUUCCCAGGAUCCGGGACUACCUGGAGCAGCUGCCGGAUUUCCCGUACAAGGAUUAUCUUCUGUCUCUGAACUCAAGCUGCCUCCUCCUCUUUGUGCUGGUCUUCUUCGCCUUCCUGAUCAUUCUCAAGGCUUACUUGAUCAACUGUGUGUGGAACUGCUACAAGUACAUCAACAACAGGAACAUGCCAGAGGUUGCUGUGUACCCGGCUUUUGAGACCCCUCCCCAGUACAUUCUGCCCACCUAUGAGAUGGCAAUGAAGAUGCCAGAGAAGGACCCUCCUCCCCCUUACAUGCCAGCCUAGUCACCAGCCGUGUCACCAGGACAUGCACAUGCACACCCAGCCAUCAUAUGCAUUCCUACAUGCCCCCCCCAUCUAAACACCAUGAAGCCCUUAUCCUUCUCUGAACCCUCUGUGUCUGUGUGAAUCCUUUAAAAAAGUUCUGUUCAAUCUCUCCGCCGUAUUUCUUUUAGUGUUUAUAGAGCAUCCUGGAGAUGUGAUGGGGGAAAAAAUGUGGGAAAAUUAAAAUGUAUGCGAUAAUGAAUGGAUGAAUGUGGUGUUUGAAAAAGCAUUGGAAGGAACCCCCUUUACCUUUUCUACCCUAAGCCCUCAGCCCUUUUUUAAGUCUUAGUAAAAGGGAUAUGUGAAAAAAAAAUUGCUUGAAAUUUGCUCAUCAAUCCAGCACCAUUUUAUUGAUAGAUCAAUAUAUGAACUACUAAAGAAUUGUUAAACUAUGACAAUCUGCUUCUUAGAGCUCUUAUUGUUCAGUUGUAUUGCAGUUUUCUGCUGUAUAAGACCUAAAAUAUUCCACUUCUAUUCUGAUUUGAAUCUUUAGCACAUUUUUUUGUCUGUAUUUAUUUAGCUUCGCAGUAGUACGGUUCACAGUGCCAUCACCGCUUUGCUGCAGUAGCGUUUGAGCAAAGCUGCUGAGUUUUUGUUUUUUUUUCAGCUGGAAUUGAAGGUGAGAAGAACACUGAUCGUUUUUUUUCUCUCCCUCUUUCUCGCCUGAUGUGUGGAGAUUAACGGCUAGUCUUGUGAACAUUAGUUGUUGCAUGCUUAUCAACGUGAUCCUCCCAUUGCUUUAUUGGUAAUGAUUUAAAUCCCUGUGAAAAAAACAGUUGACUAAAAUAAAUAUGUCAGAACAAUG
This is a messenger RNA of Gambusia affinis (western mosquitofish), 1663 nucleotides long. It is a transcript of the gene laptm4a, whose product is annotated as lysosomal protein transmembrane 4 alpha. NCBI's taxonomy places the organism in Eukaryota, Metazoa, Chordata, Actinopteri, Cyprinodontiformes, Poeciliidae. Gene Ontology annotation, cellular component: lysosomal membrane. The record is from RefSeq and is a predicted model, not a curated record. Bases 58 to 819 code for a protein of 253 amino acids. The transcript is spliced from 7 exons.